Messenger RNA from Python bivittatus (Burmese python), 2546 nucleotides. RefSeq names its product archaelysin family metallopeptidase 2 (gene AMZ2). Lineage: Eukaryota; Metazoa; Chordata; Lepidosauria; Squamata; Pythonidae. Gene Ontology annotation, molecular function: metallopeptidase activity. The record is from RefSeq and is a predicted model, not a curated record. Gene Ontology annotation, biological process: proteolysis.
AGUUAAAACAGGAUAAAAACAGAAUAAAAACAAAACCAAUAAUAAUAAACGCAUAAUGAUACAUUGGUAUAGUGAGCAUAUGAUGCCUUGAUAAGGCACUAGGAAAUCUGGCAGUCACUUUCUGCAUACUGAAAAAAAUUGUGAGCAAGAAUAGUGAAGGACACAAAUAGUGAAUGUCUUUUUGUUGGGAAACAUUUUAGAAUGGAAAACCUCCAGAGAGUACCAGGGGUAUAGACUAGGUUGGGAAGCUGAAGAAAUGUCCCAGAAGAAGGCAAUGGCAAACCACUUCUGUACUGCUGCCAAGAAAACUAGUUGGAAAUAUCUAUGAAGUGACCAGAUGUUCCAGAUGAGCAUAAUUGAAGGGAGAAUGUUGGAUUCAAUGAAUCAUGGAAUCAAAUAAUACACUAAAUCAUAUGAACCACAGAGAUUAAAGUUGUUGUGAAUUAUGCCUUGUACAAGAAUCAUCUUGAUCCUGGUAGACAAUAAACCUCAAGCCCACAUAACAAUUACUGGAUUUUUAAAAAGUUGUGAUCAAGUGAUCAAUGAUCUAAUUCAGGAACUAGACUGAUGACAGAUGGCAGCAACCCUUUCCCAUGGUGAUCUUGCUGGAAAGCAGAAGUUGGUUGAGAAAUAAUCGCUGGGUACAGAAAUAGGAAGAGAAUGGAGAAGUUGAUUGUUGCAUGUGUUGGACAUGAUUCCUGCUGAAUAAGCAACAAGGCAUGCUGCGUGUCCAGGGCUCGGCUUGUUACUUAUCUGCUUGCAAUGAAGGUAAUUAAACAUUCUGAGGAGGCACUGAAAGCAGCCCUGAUCUCCAAGGACAGACAGCUUUUGAAGCUUUAUGAGAAGUUUGAUCCUAAGGAGAAGCUUUUGCUAAAUGAAGCAUUUCAGCCAGACAGUAUUCUUUUUAAGCCUAUAACUCUGCAUUCUGAAUCAGACUGGAUCUCCUCACAUCCAGAACCCACCCAGGAUUUUUCACAGUUUUAUCAUGACCCUUGCAGAAAUGUGCCAACCCCGCAGAAGAGUCAGAUUUACAUCCAGCCUAUUGGUUCUUUUGGAGAUUCCAAAGUUAGCACGGAUGUCUACUUGAAAUGGCUGAGAGAUUACUGUGAAGCAUUUUACUAUGGCCUGACUGUAAGAAUCCUAGACCCGAUGCCAGUUUCACACACAGGUUGUGCUUUCCGAAUCAAUGAAUACACACACAAUCUGCAGAUUCAUGCAGGGUACCUCUUGAAUUACCUGAAGAAAAAAAAGGCAAAGAAUGCUUUUUGCAUUGUGGGAAUAACCAUGAUAGAUCUUUACCCGAAGGACUCUUGGAAUUUUGUCUUUGGACAAGCCUCCUUGACAGAAGGGGUAGGGAUCUUCAGCUUUGCAAGAUAUGACAGUGACUUUUACAGUGCAAACUACAGAGGCAGAUUGAAGACUACGAAAAAGCUUUCUGCAGCUGACUAUUCUGUGUUUGACAGUUACUAUACUCCUGAGAUUACAAGUAAACUGCUUCUGAGAUCCUGCAAAACUUUGACUCAUGAGAUUGGGCACAUCUUUGGGCUCCAUCACUGUCAGUGGUUACAAUGUGUUAUGCAGGGAUCUAAUCAUCUGGAGGAAUCAGAUCGACGUCCAUUAGACCUUUGUCCUGUUUGCUUGCGCAAGCUGCAGUCUGUACUUGGGUUCAGCAUUCUGGAAAGAUACAAGGCACUGCAGAGAUGGAUAGAGGAUGAAACUAAUGGGACAGAAGAAGGGCAUAGCAGUAAGGCUAGAGGAGGAUUGCCAAAGCCAGUGGAAGCAUUUACAGAAAGUUAUGAAUUGCUUGUCAAAUGCUUAAAUGUUCUCCAGAAAUAAGUUUGAUAUGCAGGUUCAAAGGGAAUGGUCUUAUUAUAAUAGUAUAAUCACUGCUGAAGUAUGGUGAUGAAUUAAAUAUAUUUUAAGUUAAAAGCUAAAAGCCUUAUUAUAAAGAUUUAACCUGUUGGUUUUGUAUAUUUUCUUUUGUCUCUAUUAAAUCACUCUUUCUUCUGGAAUGUCUAACACAGUCUAAUAACACAUUAUUUAUUUCUUACAUUGAAACAUUUAAACUACGCUGCACUCCAUGGAACCACUGUCAAACAUCUGAAUUUGUUAUUUUGUCCAAGAUAUUGAUUGACAAAUUGAGCACUCUGUUUGUAAUAUAUUUAUUUACGUGACUUUGGAACAAGCAUCAACAACUUUAAGAAGCAUUUUCUCUGCCUGUUCAGCCAAUGGCCAUGUUUGCAUUCCAUGGCAAACUAUAAAUCCUGCUUUUGCAUGGAACAAGAAGCGGAGUGGAAGCAAAUGGGUUGUGUGUAUCAAUAAGCCCUUCAUGCACAUCAUAGUUCAAAAUAAAUGCAGACAAACUUAGGGGGCAUAAGCAAGGUAUGAAAUUGGAUGGUAGAUCAGAGCCUCUAGUGCUUGUGCUCAUGUAUGCUCCUGCCAUCAGUUGAUCUCUCUCUCUCUCUCUCUCUCUCACACACACACCCUUCUCUGCCCAUGUAAUCUUAAUUGAAAUGUUAGUUCAAGAAAUAAUUGGAAAAAAUCAC